Molecule: messenger RNA, 620 nt
Organism: Acanthisitta chloris (rifleman)
Lineage: Eukaryota; Metazoa; Chordata; Aves; Passeriformes; Acanthisittidae
Gene: NKAIN1
Product: Na+/K+ transporting ATPase interacting 1
Exons: 5
Biological process (GO): regulation of sodium ion transport
Source: RefSeq, a predicted model, not a curated record
AUCUCUGUUCCCUCCUCUGCUCUGUUGCAGGUCGCAGCCCUGGAGAGGCAGAUCUUUGAUUUCCUGGGAUACCAGUGGGCUCCCAUCCUGGCAAAUUUUUUACACAUCAUGGCUGUUAUUUUGGGUAUUUUUGGGACCAUCCAGUACAGAUCCAGAUACCUCAUGAUGUAUGCAGUGUGGCUGGUGCUGUGGGUUGGCUGGAACACCUUCAUCAUCUGCUUCUACCUGGAGGUCGGACGUUUGUCACAGGAUAGAGACUUCAUCAUGACCUUCAAUACCUCACUGCAUCGCUCGUGGUGGAUGGAGAAUGGGCCAGGCUGCCUGGUGACCCCAGUGAUGAACUCCAACCUGGCACCUGAGGACCACCACGUCAUCACGGUCAGCGGCUGCUUGCUGGACUACCAGUACAUUGAGGUGGUGAGCAGUGCCACACAGAUAUUCCUGGCGCUCUUUGGCUUUGUCUAUGCCUGCUACGUCAGCAAAGUGUUCCUGGAGGAGGAAGACAGCUUCGAUUUCAUCGGUGGGUUUGACUCCUACGGGUACCAAGCUCCACAGAAGACAUCACACCUACAGCUACAGCCACUCUACACCACUGGGGACAGCCCUGGGGGGGCUUUGGG